Messenger RNA from Paramecium tetraurelia, 570 nucleotides. RefSeq lists its product as uncharacterized. The transcript has 2 exons. Lineage: Eukaryota; Ciliophora; Oligohymenophorea; Peniculida; Parameciidae. The record is from RefSeq and is a predicted model, not a curated record.
AUGGGACCCGUGUGUUCAAAUUCUUAAAUAAAAAGAAAGGAAUCAAAACAGAUUCAAACUGAUUAAGUUGUUGAAUAAAUAAAUAACACAAAUAUUUUAAAUAACAUAAACAUUGUAAUAGAGUUGAUUUACGAUAUUAUAAAUGAUCUUGAUUUGGAAUAAAAGCAAGAGGUGUAUGUUGAAGAUGUGAUCAAGAUUCAAGUGCAUUAGGAUGUUGAAUAGUAAGUUGAGAAUGCUGUUUCUGAAGAAUCUCUUCAUUCAUUUCUUCCGUCUCAAAUUCCGCGUCCUUCAAUUACUUUGGAAAAUGAACAAGAACCAUAUUCAUAAAUACUUCAAAGUAUGAUUGUGAAGAAGAAGGAGAAAUUGUAAGUUAUUUAGUAAGAUAUUCAAAUGAUUGAUUACUCACCAAUAAAAUAGGAAUCCAAAUCAUAGAGUUCAUAAAUCAUUAAGUCAGUCGAACCAUUCAAUUUAGAUUUUGAAUCAUCUUCGUCCUCAGAACAAUUUGAAUGGAACUAGGAGUACUCUAUUGAUAGCAAUGGAGAAAUUUUGGUAACUGGGAUUGUUAAUUGA